Molecule: messenger RNA, 5302 nt
Organism: Dermacentor albipictus
Lineage: Eukaryota; Metazoa; Arthropoda; Arachnida; Ixodida; Ixodidae
Gene: mus101
Product: mutagen-sensitive 101
Biological process (GO): DNA replication initiation; mitotic DNA replication checkpoint signaling; mitotic G2 DNA damage checkpoint signaling
Source: RefSeq, a predicted model, not a curated record
UCCCGCGAAUUAUCUGUCGCGCCAAUGUGUGGCUUGUUGAGGGGGUUUGGUUUGACGGUUUGACGAACGCCUUGAUUUGACUUCGACAUGGGCCCACAGAACACCAAUGGAGCGUUGAUUUGAACAUCAGUGUUCGAUGUCACACGAUUUCUCCGAGAAUGGCUGUCUGACUUUUCUGGGAAGGAAGCAAACAAGUGGUGCGUCUGCUGCUGGCCUAGACUUUUGACAGCAAUGGAUAGCACACCAGAUGGAAAGCUGCUGUUUGUCUUGCCUGAAGGCACAGCAGCAGUGGAUGCAACCCCUGCAAUGCAGGCAGCUUUCAAGGCUGCUGGCAUAGAUUCUAUGGAACCGAGUUGGAUCACAACUUGCUCAUGUCUUACAAAGAAGCAACGAGACCCAACAGAAGUGUAUGUUUGUGAUCCAUUUGAAGGCCCUGCAUUUGAGCAUCUGCGGCAAAUUCAAGCACGAGUUGUGGGCCCACUCUGCGUGUCUAUGGCUAUUCAGGUGCAGGAACCUCUGCCCCGUCGGCCAGAGCCUGUAUUCAGCCUUUCCUUUCGAGGUCUGGUUAUCACGUGCUCUGUGCUGGCCAGUCAAGAGAGGGCACGCAUCAAAGACCAAGUGGAGCUAAUGGGUGGCUCUGUUGUGGCUCCACUGACAGCUAGUGUCACACAUGUUGUGGCUGGAGACGUUGGAUCAAAAAAAUAUCAUGUAGCUGCCAAUCGGAAGAUUCCAGUGAUGCAGCCAAGCUGGGUGCGGCUCUUUUGGGAGCAGGAGCAGCACAAGUUAGCUCAUGCUGCCAGCCCUGCAUAUUCCCACUUGCGGUUGCCAGCCUUCAAGGGCCUUGUGAUAACAGUUUCACAGGUCCCUACUGCUGAACGUAAGCAGCUACAAGCCCUCGUAGAGUCCAAUGGAGGCUCUUACUCCGGCCAGCUACAUUGCAAGAAGACAACACACGUGGCUCUCUUGGAAGCUGCUGGGGACAAAUACAAUUAUGCCCGCCUGUGGAAGCUGCAUUGUGUCCAUGUCCGCUGGCUCUAUGAAAGCGCACAAGCAGGCUAUGCCCUUGAUGAAUCACUUUAUGCUUUGGAACCAGCUGAUGUCUGCAAAAAAUCAACACCCAAUCGGUCUUGUGCAGAUGAUGCUUUGCCUUCAUGGGAUUGUAGUGUCAUCAAAACGGAAGAGGCCACUCACAUAAACGAUACUGCGCGCUCAAAUGAGAGCAUUCUAACCCUGCGUGAGGUCAAGCUGAAAGAUCCAGUUGAUGAUAUUGAUAUUGAUAAAUUGUCGUCAUGCUGUGGUCAGUUUCUGGAUGGGUGCUGUGUACUUCUGUGGGGCUUUGCCCAAGAAAAACUUGAGAAAAUGAGAAAAGUUAUCAAUGCAUGUGGAGGAGUGAGGCUUGAUGAAUACAAGGAAGAAGUUACCCAUGUAGUAGCUGCUGAAGGUCCUCACUUCAUUUCAGAAAUUAUGAAAAUGAUCAAGAGGCAUGGUGGUUCACCUUAUGUUGUGUCUGCACGGUGGUUUGCUGAAAGCUGUGCUUCAGGCAAAUUGCAGAAGAUUGACACAUACCUGCUGGCAGAGUUGCACUCUGAUGUUAGAGGUGGCGAGCUGCCUGCAAAUUGUAUGCCCAACACCAUUGAGACUCACAGGAAAUCAGUGAUACUAGAAUGUGAAAAUCCAUUUCCAACUGAUCUUAGUGAUAUUGUAGAGCAGUACAGGGUCUCGAAUAAUGGUAGUAUGAAUGUCGGAGACAGUGCAUCCACUUUACAUCACGAAAAAAAUGAAGCUACAAUUUCUGCAUGCAAUAUAGAGAAGACAAGUGAAGCAUUGGAUUCUCUCGAAGCCAGCAUGAAAAACAGCACCAUGAAUGAAAAACUGCUGGAGAGGUAUGAGUCUGCUGAUGCACUCUUUACAGGUAUGCUUUUCAGGAUACACGAUUUCAAAAAAGAGGAUGAGCUAAUUUUGGAAGAGUACAUCACUCACAAUGGGGGAAAAAUAUAUGAUGAUAGUGCCAGCAAGGGCAGGCAGCAGUUGAUAGAGAUUGUGCCACUUGUUAUAGAGCCCAAGAACUACAGCUCUCUUGAUGGCAUAUUGGUAACAUACUGCUGGCUUGAGGCUUGUGUUCACAAAGAAUCUUUGCUUCCUAUCGAAGAGGACCCAUUGUUCCGGCCAUUCACAAAACCGGCUACAAAGGACUUCCUGCAUGGUUGCGUCAUUUCGUUCAGUCAGUAUAGCAAGCCAGAGCGAGAUUUUCUAGUUCACUUGGCUGAAUCAUUGGGGGCUACUUGCCAGGAAUUUCUGGUGCGGUCAGUACGUCGCAACAACCAGCGGAACCUUUUGCCAAACACUCAUUUGAUUGCACGAGAACCUGAAGGCACUAAAUUUGAGGCUGCUGUGAAUUGGGGCCUGCCUGUGGUCACCAAAGACUGGCUGGUGGCUUGUGCAAAGCAUGGUGAAAAGAUGAAUGAGGACAUGUUCUUGCUAAGUGAUGCUGCUCACCAACCCCUCAGUGCCAAGCCUUCAUCUUCAGUUAGAAGCUUAAAUGCUUUGAACCAAAAUGGUUCUUAUGCAGGAAAGCAUGGAGUGCAACUUUAUAAUCAGAACAGCAUAACACUCCUACCUGACAAAGAAUCUGAACCUUUCAACAUGCUGCCAUGUAAGGAAAGCACAAGGCAAGCUUCGGAAGCAUGUGGUGCUCAAAUGUCAGCCUCGCACACCCCUUCGAUGUGUAAGGAGCCUGGAAGCUUUAUAGUUCAUGACCCAUCUUUUACUAAUGAGCAUACUGAUAAUGCUGUUGAUGAGAGAAGCAAGAUUGCAGCUGCUGAACCAGCAAGGUUGUUGCGCACGCCUGAUGAAAGACGGACAGUUUCUGCUGGUGGUUUGUCAACUCCAGGAAGCUUUCUAAAAAGUCAGCGUAUUCGAGAACUUCUGUCAGAAAGCCACAACAGCAUGAGCAGUAGUUUGGCCAGUGCAGAGGCUAGCAGUGAAGACGAAAGCUUCCAGCAAAGCAUAGAUGCCACUUAUAGGCCAAAGCUGAACAUCACAGGGAUCGAAGAGAACUGGGCUUCCAAAGAAAACGUGAACACACCGAGAAGGUCGCGUCCUUUGUCUCUUGGAAAACAAAUUGCUCGAAAUUUUGACCAGAUCCUGGAACAGUUUGGUGUCAAUGAAGACCUUAAUGGACUGCUGGACAGCCCAAGUCCUGGACUUCAGACUGGACGGGUACAAGGAGCACCACCAGCAUCAUUCCCACUUGCAGGAGCGAUUGUAUGUGUGUCAAAGAGGCUCUCACAUGUGCAGAAGGAGUUGGGAGACAUAGUCCGUGAACUAGGUGGGGAAUUUAUUUCCGCUUACUCAGAUCAUUGCACGCACAUUGUGCACCAAAGCAAGCCCGGAGAGGCAGUGCCACGGGAAGUGCUUCGAGCCAGAGAGCAAGGCAAAAGUUUAGUGAGCUCAGGCUGGGUGUAUGCUUGCAAGGGCUCUGGUUCUUGGCUUGAUGAAGCUGACUUCCCUAGUGCACAUGAUGAACGACUUUCUCUUGUAGGCCAUGUUUCAACCGUCCGUGUUCCUAAGCAGCGGUCUCAGCAGAGUGCUUCCUCGCAGCUUGGAUCACCCAAGCCCCUAAAGUCACCUCCUCGCGGAGAAAUUGGGUUGCCAAAAGCACCUCAAAGCACAGAACUGCAACCUCGGAGGCUCACAGAGAGCCAGCAAAAGAUAAAUGAUCAGCUGGAUGAACUCAUGAUGGCCGCAAAAGCAGCUGGACGACGACAGAGUUUGAGACCAGCUCCAGCACCUAUAGUUGCAUCGCCAAUUCACCCUGUGCUCACAGGAACAGACUCUACAAAGCCAUCAGUCAUUACUAGCCUUCCUUUGCCCGACUCAGAAUCCCAAUUUGUUGCCAUCACUUGGGAUGACCCAACACGAAGGAUGGAAAUGGCUAGGCUUGCUGGAAAGCUGGCUGAAAUGGAACCUGCUUCACAGCCAGCAACAGAGCAGUCCCCUGACGGAGCAGAUGACAAUGUAUUUGAAGAAGCAGAGCCAAUAGUGGAGCUGCCUCCUAAGGUGUUUGUGAUUUCUGGCUUCUCAGAUGAGCAGAAGAUCCGCUAUGCAUCAAUCAUAUCUAAACUAAAUGGUGUGCUACUUACUUCCAAAGCCUAUAAUCCAGAAAUGACUCAUCUGGUAUUGCUACAGGCCCUUAAGAAUGAACGCUAUCUUGCUGCUCUUGCUGCUGGAAAGUUUGUCUUGCAUGCAGCUUAUCUGGACGAGAGUGCAAAGGCUGGAAAAUUUUUGGAUGAAGAGGAAUAUGAAUGGGGUGGUCCCUUGACUGAAAGCUGCCUUAUGAACCUCUCAACUGCUUCAACGAAAAGCCACAAAGGCAAGGGACAGCAGGCCUUUGCUCCACGUCGGUGGCGACAGCGCAUCGCCCAGGAUACUGAUCACAAAGGUGCAUUCUCGAAUUGGCGUGUAGCCGUCUAUGCAAGUGCCUCCAAGGAAGCAGCCUAUGUGAACAUUCUCACGGCUGGUGGAGCUACCAUUGUGCCGACAACAACAGUGUGUGCUGGCCUUGAGGCUGGGGAGAUUACACAUGCUCUCUUUGAUAGUGGAAUGGCAAAAGGCGUGCAGCUGGACCUGCUUGUCACUGCUGGUGCUUUGUGUCUUAAAGCUGAGUACAUGGCAACAUUCCUGGUUGAUGAUCCUGUUCCACCACCUGAGAAGUUCUAUAUCCCUGAAGUGGUCAAACUUUUGGACAUUUCUGUUAGCACCAAUUCAAGCACAUCUGCAAGCAAGAGGGCAGCAGUCAGCACCUCAAACCGUAGUAACCUCGGCUUAGGAGCAAAAAGGAAGAAGCCGUGACUGGACCUGCAGUCCUGAAGCAGAACAGAACUAAUGUAAUUACAGGAUGUUGUAUCUGUGAAUAAUACUGUGGCGACAAGUGCACAAGUUACUGUGCAUACCACUGCGCUAGCAACAGUGCAGUUGCAGUGAACUGUUGAGCAGAUUAAACCCGUUUGGUGCUCCAGUUUCCUGCCAGCAUUUACAGUGUAUUGUGUUGUACGGACUUUAUGUGCAAGUUUUUAUCUUAUGUACACGAUGUUGCUUAACAUAUUCAAACGUGUAAAAGGCUAUCCUAUGUGGCUCAGAAGAGCCAGUGGGAGCAUUCCAACCCCUACCCCCCAAAACAGUUCUUUAAUGCUAAGCAGCAUCUUAUAUUACAGAAUUUUAUGUUGUAUUUAUUUUUAUUCUCGUGCCGGAUAUCCUGCUUGUUUUCAUUUUCAUGUUUAAAUAAACACUUAUUCAUCUCGUC